AUGCGGCAAUAUAAACGAUUAACAUUGUUAAUAUUAACAGCAUUGGUUUCUCUCAAUGAAGCUACAACUACACAUCCACCUCCAGAAUUUUCGAUUCCAGACAAUGCAGGACUUGACCUUGUAAACAUGCUCAUCGGAAAUGGAGGGGAUACACCUAACGGAUCAGGUGGAAUGAUACCCAGUACCGCACCACCAUUUGGAAUGACUCGUUGGGUCGCGCAGACGCAACCGCAUUACGUUUCUGCCACGCCUUACAACUGGACGCUGAACAAGGUGAUGGGUGUGGUUGGGACACGCCAACCUGCCAUCUGGAUGGGGGAGAGCGCUCCCAUUAGCGUCGUUCCAGGAGUCGGUCCGAAUGUCGUUGUGGACUUUGAAGAGCGUGGUCUUGAGGUUCUUCGAGGGAGUGACGGUCAGAAGAAUGAGGUUGUGAGCUCAGGGUAUUACAGUGUCGAGUUGGAUGAUGGACACGGGGGGAGCAUUACGAUAGAACAGACAGCAACCUCGAGGGUGGCACACCUUAGGUUUACGUUUGACUCCACGCUAUCGCCCUACGUCCUCUUCGAGGUGUCCAGGCCCUCUGUAAUUACCUCGACUCCGACAAAUAUAACGUUCCCAAUUGGAAGCGUGUCGAUCCCGGAUGACUUGGAAGUUUGUGGAUGGUCAGAUGAACGGGAAGAUAGUAUCAUCGCACCCAUUUCCACAGCACCCUUUUCAAAACAUUUCAAAGGCUAUUUUUGUGCUCGAUUCGAUAAAGGAACACCUAAACCGAUCUAUGGGGUUAUUCAAAAUGAUACCGUCUCGUUUCCGCACCCACAACACAAGGUUUCUCAAGGACCCUUGCUCAGCGCAUAUGCCCAAUUCCCUCAAUCAAAGACAAAAACUGUGAUUACUAUGCGUGUCGGAACAUCGUUUAUCUCUGAAGACCAGGCGCGUAAAAACAUCGACGCAGAAAUUCCUGAUUCCUCCCCUUCUUCAGCUGCGGACGCCCAUCUUAUUCCUGGCACCUUCCAAAACACUGCAUUCCAAGUACGAAAGUCUUGGGCUGAUAUACUGAGCCGCGUAGACCUUAAAGUAUAUAUUGACGAAAAUUCCAACAAAGGAUCUCCUCGGGAUUUUGUUGACCAGCAAGCCUUCUGGACCGCUAUCGUCCACACACUUCAGUACCCUACUGAACAACAUGAACAAGGCCAGUACUAUUCCGGAUACGAUAAUGCGGUCCACGUACUCGAAGAGGGCGGGGAAUCAUAUACCGGCUACUCAAUCUGGGACACAUUCCGUGCGGAAUGGGCAUGGCAAAUCUUAUUUGUACCUGAUCGCAUUCCAGGCUUUGUCCAAAGCAUGUUGGCAGAUUACCAAGAGAGCGGGUGGUUACCCAUGUGGAAAAAUAUAGUCGAGACUAACAUAAUGGUCGGCACGCAUGCAGAUUCUCUCGUAGCCGAAGCCGUCUUGAAAAAUAUCACUGGGUUUGACCGAGAACUGGCUUGGGAGGCGGUUUGGAAGGACGCAACCGUCCCUCCGGAAAACGAUUUGACAACGGUGUACGCUGAUCGGGAGGAGCACGUCGAUUACGAAGUCCGAGCCGGUCUUUCAUCUUCAUACGCCCAGAACGGAUGGGUGGCAGAUGACAUUCAUUCAGAAAGUGCAUCUCGGACAUUAGACUACGCGUACGAUGAUUAUGCUGCCUACGUCCUCGCGCGGGAGCUCGGCAAACCAGAGAAUGUGACAAACUUUCUUUUGGAGAGGGCAAUGCGCGCACCGUUCACUUUGUUCAACGAUGCGACUGGGUUUAUGGAAGCGCGCAAUGCUGAUGGAAGCUGGGCCGGCGAUGAUAAUGGUUGGACUGAAGGUGACAAGUGGGCGUAUUCGUUUGAUGUCGUCCAUGACAUCCCUACCCUUAUCGAGCGCAGGGGAGGAAAUGUGAAGUUUGUGCAGAGCCUGGAUGAUCAUUUUAAUGGCGGACACAAUGACCAUAGUAAUGAGCCAUCGCAUCACAUACCUUAUCUAUACGCUCUCGCUGGUGCUGCGUACAAAACCCAGGAGAAGGUCAGGGAAAUUGCCGUGGCCAACUAUAAUAACACACCUGAGGGUUUGUCUGGGAACGAAGACUGUGGCCAAAUGAGCGCCUGGUACAUCUUUAGCGCGAUGGGCUUCUAUCCCGUAAACCCGGUGUCAGGAGAAUACGUGGUCGGAUCCCCGUUCUUUGAGCGAAUCACUAUCGACCUCAACAGCCCGGCUAGUUCCUCUCAGUUGUCCCCCAAGUUGCUGACCGUCACAGCCAUAGGUGCUAGGACAAAGCAAUACAUCAAGUCGCUAAAGAUCAACGGCGUGGAUGUGGACCAGCCCAUAAUCAAACACGAACAAAUCGCUCAGGGUGCAGAUAUAGUAUUUGAGAUGAGUGACGAAAUCCAGGGUUGGGGAAACAACGAAGCCAUAUUGAAGGCAUUUGGUGUCGGAAAUGAGACGAGCGGUGCACCACACGAGAAGGUGAGCAUACCGGGCGACUCUGAGCCUAGCUCUGAGAGGAACGCUGAUGCUUCGCUCCGCGAUGAGCUGUAA
This is a messenger RNA of Psilocybe cubensis, 2559 nucleotides long. Its product is annotated as putative glycosidase. NCBI's taxonomy places the organism in Eukaryota, Fungi, Basidiomycota, Agaricomycetes, Agaricales, Agrocybaceae. The transcript is spliced from 13 exons. Gene Ontology annotation, molecular function: peptide-N4-(N-acetyl-beta-glucosaminyl)asparagine amidase activity; carbohydrate binding. Gene Ontology annotation, cellular component: nucleus; cytosol. The record is from RefSeq and is a predicted model, not a curated record. Gene Ontology annotation, biological process: protein deglycosylation; glycoprotein catabolic process; carbohydrate metabolic process. Bases 1 to 2559 code for a protein of 852 amino acids.